Molecule: messenger RNA, 350 nt
Organism: Thlaspi arvense
Lineage: Eukaryota; Viridiplantae; Streptophyta; Magnoliopsida; Brassicales; Brassicaceae
Source: the annotation of a GenBank genome assembly
GUACAUUCUACAGCAUCAUUACUACAAAGUUGAAAUCUCACUUUGAAAAGGUGCCAGAGGAUAAUGAUGAUUUGGAUUUAGAGCCUUACUUUAUGGCAUAUCUUAUGUUCCUGUUGGGAACUGUGGUUAUUCCUAACAAUACCAGAGGUAUUUCUGCAAUGUUUCUACCACUCCUAGAAAAAAAGAAGGUCAACAAGUAUGUUUGGGGUGCAGCAGUGUUUGCUGUCCUCAAAACAUCAUUAGAGGCAGCGAAGAAAAAACUUCUUGAAAAGAAAACCACAACCCUAUGUGGUUUUUCUUAUGCUCUGCAGAGCGUUUUCCUGUCAUACGAAGUGAAGUAUCUCCACCAU